UAGAAUUACGUGUUCUGGGGACUGAUGUUUCUGUGAGCCAAUAGGAGCCUCGCUAACUCAGAAAGGCGGAAACCAGAACGAUUGAAGAUGUCUGACAACGCAGAGUCUCCAACUGAAACGCAAAAAGAGGAGUCACAGUCACCGCCAGACGACUCGACGACGAGUGAGGAGAAGAAAAAAAUUGAUGUGCUGUUGAAAGCGGUGGGAGACACUCCGAUAAUGAAAACAAAGAAAUGGGCAGUGGACAGGGGAAGGACGGUACAGUCUCUUUCUCAGUUCAUCGCUCGCUUCCUCAAGUUUGAUGCCAGUGAACAACUGUUCAUCUAUGUUAACCAAUCUUUUGCUCCCUCACCGGAUCAAGAAGUAGGGGUUCUUUUUGAUUGUUUUGGCAGUGAUGGCAAGCUGGUUCUACAUUACUGUAAAUCUCAAGCCUGGGGCUAACUGCUUCCUACACCUCCAUUUGGGACUCCUUUUCUUAAAUUCAUCCUCCAAGCUUGCACAUAAUGUUGCUUUUGCUUCUUUGCAAUUUGUUUUCUUUAAGUUUUUAUGUAUAUACAUAUUGUAAAUAAAUUAUUGUGACUAUAUAAAGA
This is a messenger RNA of Thunnus maccoyii (southern bluefin tuna), 590 nucleotides long. RefSeq names its product ATG12 autophagy related 12 homolog (S. cerevisiae) (gene atg12). The transcript is spliced from 4 exons. The coding region runs from base 88 to 441 and encodes 117 amino acids. Lineage: Eukaryota; Metazoa; Chordata; Actinopteri; Scombriformes; Scombridae. Gene Ontology annotation, biological process: nucleophagy; autophagosome assembly; C-terminal protein lipidation. The record is from RefSeq and is a predicted model, not a curated record. Gene Ontology annotation, cellular component: Atg12-Atg5-Atg16 complex; cytoplasm; phagophore assembly site membrane.